Messenger RNA from Acaromyces ingoldii, 1521 nucleotides. Its product is annotated as FAD/NAD(P)-binding domain-containing protein. The record is from RefSeq and is a predicted model, not a curated record. The transcript has 7 exons. Gene Ontology annotation, molecular function: oxidoreductase activity. Lineage: Eukaryota; Fungi; Basidiomycota; Exobasidiomycetes; Exobasidiales; Cryptobasidiaceae. Bases 1 to 1521 code for a protein of 506 amino acids.
AUGCCUUCUUCCACCUCGGUCGACACGCUUGUCAUUGGUGCUGGUCCCACCGGUCUCGGUGCCGCCAAGCGCCUCAACCAGCUCAACACUGCCACCUGGCUCCUUGUCGAUGCUAACGAGGAAGCCGGCGGCCUGGCCAGCACCGAUGUGACCAAGGAGGGCUUCCUCUUCGAUGUCGGUGGACACGUCAUCUUCAGCCACUACGCCUACUUCGAUGACGUUAUCGCCGAGGCUCUGCCCAACGAGAAGGACUGGUACAACCACCAGCGUGUCUCCUAUGUGCGGAGGAAGAACAUCUGGGUUCCCUUCCCCUACCAGAACAACAUCUCGGUCCUUCCCGUCGAGGACCAGGUCCAAGCCCUGGAGGGUAUGAUCGACGCCGCAGAGGUCCGAGUCCGCGCCAAGGAUGCUCCUCAGACCUUUGACGAGUGGAUCAUGCGCAUGAUGGGCCAGGGCAUUGCCGACCAAUUUAUGCGCCCUUACAACUACAAGGUGUGGGCUUUCCCCACCACGACUAUGCAAUGCAAGUGGCUCGGUGAGCGUGUGGCUGCCCCCUCGCUCAAGCUCAGUCUGAGCAACACCCUCUACAAGAAGGUGGCAGGCGGCUGGGGCCCCAACGCUACGUUCAAGUUCCCCGCCGAGGGGGGCACCGGAGGUAUCUGGAAGGCCGUGGCCAAGACGCUGCCGCAGGAGAAGCUGCAGUUCAAGCGUAAGGUCGUCAACAUCGACGCAAAGGCCCACACGGCCAGCCUCGACGACGGCUCCAAGAUCCAGUACAAGCACCUUGUGUCAACCAUGGGCGUUGAUUACCUCAUCGACAACCUCAAGGAUGCCGACCAAUCGGACGUCAAGCAGCUCAAGGCUGCCAAGGAGGGCCUUAUCUACUCGUCGACGCACGUCAUUGGUAUCGGUAUCCGCGGCAAGCAGCCUGAGCGCAUCGGAGACAAGUGCUGGCUCUACUUCCCUGAGGACAACUGCCCCUUCUACCGCGCCACCAUCUUCUCCAACUACUCGCCCAACAACUGCCCUGCAGAGGGCGCCAAGCUGCCCACGCUCCAGUACGCGGACCCAACACAGGGCAAACCCGACUCGACGCCCAAGGACGGUCCCUACUGGUCGCUGAUGAUGGAGGUGUCCGAGUCGAGCGCCAAGCCCGUCAACCUGCAGACGAUUCUGGCCGAGACAGUCCAGGGCUGCGUCAACACGGAGCUGUGCUUGCCCGGCGACGAAAUCGUCAGUCUGUACCACCGCAAGUUUACGCCGGGCUACCCUACCCCCAGCCUGGGACGCGACGCUGCCCUGUCAGCUAUCCUGCCCACACUCGAGUCAAAGUACAACAUUCUCAGCCGAGGAAGGUUCGGCAGCUGGAAGUACGAGGUCGGUAACCAGGACCACUCCUUCAUGCUUGGUGUCGAGGCCGUCGACAAGGCCCUUUAUGGAGCGCCCGAGAUGACUCUCGAGUCUCCCGAUUUCGUCAAUGGACGCCGCAACGCCGAGAGACGACUCACCCCUUCCGCAUAG